Amaranthus tricolor (Joseph's coat) is the source of this 357-nucleotide messenger RNA. RefSeq names its product secreted RxLR effector protein 161-like. The record is from RefSeq and is a predicted model, not a curated record. Bases 1 to 357 code for a protein of 118 amino acids. NCBI's taxonomy places the organism in Eukaryota, Viridiplantae, Streptophyta, Magnoliopsida, Caryophyllales, Amaranthaceae. The transcript is spliced from 4 exons.
AUGCUUGACUGCAAGCCUAUCUCAACUCCAAUGGAGGUUAAUGCACAACUAUGUACGGCAAUAGGCAAAGAGUUAGAAGACGUGACAAUGUAUAGACAAUUGAAACCGAAGAAACCUCACCUGGAAGCUAUAAAGCGAAUAUCGAGAAAAUUUGAAGUUGCUGGAUAUUGUGAUGCUGAUUAUGCUGGAGAUCUUGAUACACGUCGAUCAACUACUAGUUAUGUGUUCAACCUGGAUUCUGAAGCAGUUUCAUGGUGUAGUAAGAGACAACCAAUAGUGAAAUUGUCAAGUACGGAAGCAGAGUACCGAGUAUCAGCGAUGGCAACACAAGAAUGUAUAGUUUUGUCCCGAAACUAG